GGCGCAGGCGCGGGGCCGAGCGGAGGGGACGCGCCCGCCAUGGAGUCGCGGGGGAAGGAGCCGCAGCCGCCGAACAGGAUGGGCAUGGGGGACUCCAACCCGGCAGCAGUCCCACACGCCGCCGAGGACAUUCAGGGGGAUGACAGGUGGAUGUCACAGCACAAUCGGUUUGUCCUGGACUGCAAGGACAAGGAGCCCGACGUGCUCUUCGUGGGGGACUCCAUGGUGCAGUUGCUACAGCAGUACGAGAUCUGGCGAGAGCUCUUCUCACCGCUCCAUGCGCUGAACUUUGGGAUUGGAGGAGACACCACGGGCCAUGUUCUAUGGAGACUGAAGAACGGUGAACUGGAGAACAUUAAACCCAAGGUCAUUGUUGUUUGGGUUGGAACAAAUAACCACGAAAACACAGCAGAAGAAGUGGCAGGGGGAAUCGAGGCCAUCGUGCGCCUGAUAAACGCCCAGCAGCCACAGGCCAAAGUGAUUGUGCUGGGCCUGCUACCUCGUGGAGAGAAGCCAAACCCGCUGCGGCAGAAGAACGCCAAGGUGAACCAUCUGCUGAAAGCCUCUCUGCCCAAACUGCCCAACGUGCAGCUGCUGGACGUGGACGUGGGCUUCGUGCACUCGGAUGGCACCAUCUCCUACCACGACAUGUUCGACUUCCUGCACCUGACGGGCGGGGGCUACGCCAAGGUCUGCAAGCCCCUCCACGAACUGAUCAUGCAGCUGCUGGAGGAGACCCCCGAGGAGAAACGAGCUGCCCUGGCCUGAGUCGCUGCUGUCAGCGUGGAGAGCAUCAUCCAGCCCAUCAGAUCAGUUCUGUCACUGGCACUACAGAAUCCUUCUUUCUUAAAGCACUUUCCAUUGUAGAAUGUUACCGGAUGUCCGUACCUAGUGUUUUGAGGGGGAAGGCUCGUGUUUAACUGGUCUUGUACAUAUGAGGGCCGGCUGGGUUGGUUUUAUUGCAGGAGGAAAUUAGCUGAAGAAGAGAUUUACUUUUAAACCAUUCCUCAUUUGAAACGAGAACAGGACUGUCUGUGCCCCUCUGUGCACAGAGUCUGUGCCCCUCUCAUGUCUUGUUGCCCCGUGGUUGUCCUAGACCCCCUGUAGCCUGUCCGACAGCCCGCUCACCGUUCCUGGCUGCAGCUCUGUGCUCUGUGUAUUUGCCUGGGAACAAGAAUUACAUUCCACUUGCAAAAGCCAGAACAGAUGCAUUUUUCCAAACUCGGUUCCACCUUUUAGGCGUUUUGGGGUUUUUUUGUUUGGGGUUUUUUUUUGUUUGUUUGUUUGUUGUUUGUUUGUUUUACUAGGGGGGGUUAAAUCACACGUGUUGCUUUCUCACUCCUUUCUGAAGCAGCUUGAAACUGGAAUUCAGAAAUUCAAAGAAGCAAACAGUUACCUGAACUCGUGUAACACUCCCCAGUGCUUGUCUUGUGCUCGUUUCCCCAGUCCUGCUAGCGGGGGCACCUUCCCUUCCUCCCACGCAGCCCUCCUGGGAAUGCUCCCACUUGGGUGCUGCUGCUGGCCCCUGCUCCUGCUGCCUGUGAUGUUGCUGGCUUUUAGCAGUUGCUCAGUGUAGGAUUUUAAUGAUCCAGUAAUUGGCAGUCACUUCCUCACUCCUCUGGAACUGACAGACAUCCCUCUGAGGUGCCCAGGCUCUUUGCAGUUUUUUUCUAUUUUUUUAUUAAGUAUGACUGUUACAUCCUUUUUUUUCUACAGCAAACCCACAUGAAGAGCCCCUGGCUGCAAGGCCUAAAUCACUCUGAAGCUUUACAGAUCCCAAGGUGUAUAUUUCCUUAUCACUACUGGUUUACUUGUAUAAACAUUUUAUUUGAGCAA
This is a messenger RNA of Melospiza georgiana, 1836 nucleotides long. RefSeq names its product platelet activating factor acetylhydrolase 1b catalytic subunit 2 (gene PAFAH1B2). The coding region runs from base 40 to 768 and encodes 242 amino acids. NCBI's taxonomy places the organism in Eukaryota, Metazoa, Chordata, Aves, Passeriformes, Passerellidae. The transcript has 6 exons. The record is from RefSeq and is a predicted model, not a curated record.